UGUUUGUUGACUGCUGUAAACAGUCGGCUUUCAAAGAGUGUGAAGAGAGCUGAGCUGUGAAUCGCACGUAGGAAAAUUGUGUUGUAGACGAGAUAAUUUUGUGUUGUAAAGAAACGUUUUAGUUGUGAUUAAAUUGAUCAUUGGUGGAGGGCAUCGUGGUCUCUUAUAAUUGAACCAAAUUUACAGUCGGAUCGGAUUCAAGGCAGCAGACCCCAAAAAUCAAGGUCAACCCACGUUACAGUACUUACUGAAAACUUUCUCAUGAUGAAUGAACCGACAUUAUAUACGGUCAAGGGUAUGGCUAUCCUUGAUAAUGAUGGAAACAGAAUAUUGGCCAAGUACUACGAUAAGAACGUAUUUGCAACUGCAAAAGAACAAAAGACUUUCGAAAAAAAUCUGUUCAAUAAGACACAUCGAGCAAAUGCAGAGAUCAUCAUGCUCGAUGGGUUGACUUGUGUCUAUAGGAGCAAUGUGGACUUGUUCUUUUAUGUCAUGGGAAGUUCACAUGAAAAUGAGUUGAUUCUGAUGAGUGUGCUUAAUUGUUUAUAUGAUGCAGUGAGUCAGAUUUUACGGAAGAAUGUUGAAAAGAGAGUUGUAUUUGAUAACUUGGACAUUGUCAUGCUAGCCAUGGACGAAAUUUGUGAUGGAGGAAUUAUUAUGGAAGCUGACUCAUCAGCAGUUGUCCAGAGAGUCGCUUUGCGAACAGAUGACAUUCCUCUUGGAGAGCAGACUGUGGCACAGGUAUUGCAGUCUGCAAAAGAGCAGUUGAAAUGGUCACUUCUGAAGUGAUCCUUGUGACUGGACCAAGAAUACAAACACCUACCAUGCCUACUUGAACUUCUGGAAACCUGUAAAGGUUUUGCAACUCUUUACAGUGUAGCAGUGUAAUGUGUGUUGGAUGUGAUAAGACAGUUGUACAUGUGUUUGAUAAUAAUAUACAUUAUCUUAACAGGUUCAAGUUCCAUCAUCUUCUCUGUAAAAAUAAGUAAAAUAUAAUAAAAGUACAUGUGUAAAACAACAUGAAUGUUCAUCUUGUAGUACCAGCUUGUGUCUUCAUUAAGUAAAAGACCCAAUAAAAUAUAUUUUACUGAGAUGGGAAGUACUAUAGAAAGACAGAAAUUUGUUUAUCAGGCUAGGUACACAGGACUCUCACACUCAGUAACAAUAUCUGUCCUGCUUUAAAGUGGUUUCUGUGGGUUUUUUAAAUAGUUAUAACCAGAAUGAACACAUGUAGUUUAUUUUUUCUUCUUGUUGACAAAUGGUGUUUUACAUAUUUGGUUUGAAUUGCA
Messenger RNA from Zootermopsis nevadensis, 1289 nucleotides. It is a transcript of the gene zetaCOP, whose product is annotated as COPI coat complex subunit zeta. Gene Ontology annotation, biological process: intracellular protein transport; intra-Golgi vesicle-mediated transport; retrograde vesicle-mediated transport, Golgi to endoplasmic reticulum. The record is from RefSeq and is a predicted model, not a curated record. Lineage: Eukaryota; Metazoa; Arthropoda; Insecta; Blattodea; Termopsidae. Gene Ontology annotation, cellular component: COPI vesicle coat.